Messenger RNA from Didymodactylos carnosus, 732 nucleotides. Lineage: Eukaryota; Metazoa; Rotifera; Eurotatoria; Philodinida; Philodinidae. The record is from the annotation of a GenBank genome assembly.
AAAUUUUUCUCCAUCUUGAUUGUGAAGAAAACGGUAACUGGUCACUAGUUCCAGUUACUAGGAACGGUAACUGAUCACCAGUUCCAGUUACUAGGAACGGUAACUGGUCACCAGUUCCAGUUACUAGGAACGGUAACUGGAACUGUCCCACCUCUACCACCAAAUCACCCAUCUAUUGCAACAACAUAUAAUAACAUCGGACUGAUUUAUGACCAUCAAGGUGAUUAUGAGAAAGCAUUGAAAUCUUGUGAAAAAUCUCUUGAAAUUCAAUUGACUUCACUUCCACCAAAUCACCCAUCUAUUGCAACAACAUAUAAUAACAUCGGACUGGUUUAUGACAAUCAAGGUGAUUAUGAGAAAGCAUUGAAAUAUUAUGAAAAAGAUCUUGAAAUCAGUCUCAUUUCACUUCCACCAAAUCACCCAUCUAUUGCAACAACAUAUAAUAACAUCGGACUGGUUUAUGACAAUCAAGGUGAUUAUGAGAAAGCAUUGAAAUCUUGUGAAAAAUCUCUUGAAAUUCAAUUGAUUUCACUUCCACCAAAUCACCCAUCUAUUGCAACAACAUAUAGUAACAUCGGAUCAGUUUACAGGAAUCAAGGUGAUUAUGAGAAAGCAUUGGAAUCUUAUGAAAAGGCGCUUAGUAUCGUGCGAAGAACAUUGCCGCUUGCUCAUCCUACUCGGCGUGUGAUCGAGUCAGCUAUAACGACUGUACGUGAAAAGCUUUCGAAGUAG